AUGCCAUUCACCGGACCGCCGUUGGACCCUGUGUCCGAAUCCCUAACGAUAUGGGAUUGGUUGUUCGAGAAGCAGCCCUAUGGUAGUAGAGCGAAUGCCUUCAUCGACGGGUUGUCAGGACGUCGCAUCUCAUUUCAAGCCCUAAAAACAUACGCGACCCUUGCCUCCAUCUCUCUGAACCGCAACUAUGGUCUCGAACCCGGCACUAAGGUUGCAAUCGUUUGCAGGACCUCGGUUUGGUACCCAGUUGCACUGUUUGCAGCCAUACGGUUAGGCGCCAUCGUGGUCCCCUUGCCGCACGAGGCCAAGACUCCAGAUUAUGAGUACUUCCUCAAGACCUCCGAUGCCGAGAUUGUCUUUGUCGAUGAGUCAACCGUCAACCAAGUUCGACCUGCUUGUUCUCGUCUGAACAUUGAUUCGGAUCAUCUCAUUUCUGUUGACUGUGAUGUCAAGGACCUGAGGUCCAUUGGGACCUUGGUCGAAGAAGCCUGCUCCUCUCAAGUACAGGGGCAGGUUCCCCACUGGCAGUUGCCGGCGACUCGAUCAAACAAAGAGGCCUGCGCCUAUUUACCCUUCAGCUCGGGUACAACUGGAUUGCCCAAGGCAGUUAUGAUAUCCCAUGCCAAUGUCAUUGCGCAGUGUCGCCAGAUGGAUACCAUGGACCCUGGAACAAGGGAGACGAUCCUGGCCCCGCUGCCUUUCUACCACAUCACUGGGCUGCUGCAAUUUCUGCACGUGCCAAUCAUGUUCGAUCAAGACGUCGUCCUGUUGAGCAAGUUCAACAUGGCAGACAUGAUGAAGACUAUUCUGUCAUACAAGUGCAAGGAACUAUGGCUAGUUCCUCCACUAUUGAUCCGCAUGGUCAAUGAGGAGGUGGCCAGAAAGAAUGAUCUGUCAUUCGUCAGACAGCUCACUACUGGAGCGGCACCGCUGUCUCCACAAGUCAUCGAGAAACUCGCCAAAGAUUUCCCUCAAGCAAAGCUCAGACAAGCAUAUGGAAUGACAGAGAGUUGCAGCUGCCUCACGACUACUCCCAAGGAUCUACAGGUCUAUGCGAAUGCUGACAAGGUGGGGAAGUUGGUUCCAGGCACGCAGAUCAAAGUAGUCGAUCCCGCGUCUGGCAAAGAGGUUGGGUACGGUGAGGAAGGCGAGAUAUGGGCCUUCGGUCCUCAGGUUACUAUGGGCUACCUGAACAACAAGAAAGCAACAAGCGAAACAUAUGACGAAGACGGCUACUUACACACCGGGGAUCUGGGCAUAAUGCGGCCGGAUGGCUUCGUGACUAUCCAUGAUAGAAUCAAGGAGAUGAUCAAGGUCAAGGGUCACGGAGUAGCCCCUGCAGAGCUAGAGGACACUCUUCACGGGCAUGAGAAGGUUGCAGAUGUUGCAGUCAUCGGUGUACCGGACGAGUACGCCGGAGAGGUGCCUAAAGCCUUUGUAGUAGUAAGAAAAGGCGUCAGCAAGUCUCAAGAGACAGCGCAGGAACUAGAAAAACAUGUGGAGGGGCUAAAGACACGGUACAUGUGGCUUCUCGGAGGGAUUGAGUUCAUUGACCAAAUCCCUAAGAGUGCCGCUGGAAAGAUCCUUCGGCGCAACCUCAGAGAGAUUGAAAAGAGGAGGCGAGAGGCAAAAAAGACGGAGUCCCGUUUGUGA
Molecule: messenger RNA, 1653 nt
Organism: Colletotrichum gloeosporioides
Lineage: Eukaryota; Fungi; Ascomycota; Sordariomycetes; Glomerellales; Glomerellaceae
Product: 4-coumarate--CoA ligase 1
Exons: 7
Coding region: 1-1653 (550 amino acids)
Biological process (GO): secondary metabolic process
Molecular function (GO): CoA-ligase activity
Source: RefSeq, a predicted model, not a curated record